Molecule: messenger RNA, 1825 nt
Organism: Pogonomyrmex barbatus (red harvester ant)
Lineage: Eukaryota; Metazoa; Arthropoda; Insecta; Hymenoptera; Formicidae
Gene: Sidpn
Product: bHLH protein similar to Deadpan
Biological process (GO): regulation of DNA-templated transcription
Molecular function (GO): DNA binding; protein dimerization activity
Source: RefSeq, a predicted model, not a curated record
CGCAUGGUGCAACAGUGAUUAGUACGCCGUAUAUCAUCGCCGGUGACAAGCAGCAGUCGCAAGGGUUAACGAGGGGGUCCGGUGGUGGUAGUCUGGUCUCGCCGUCGCAGGCCGCCGCGAGAUGCUGAGAGCCUCACUCGUCCAGUCCAGCGAAUCACGUAGGGUGCUGCGAUUUGUGCCGAGGGCCGUCGCGGCCUGCUAAGAUGACCGCGCGUCUACACUCGCUGAGGCACCAGGAGAAGAAAUCAGCCGGCAACAGUCACAGGCAGCACCAUCAGCAUCAGCAGGCCGUGCAUCAGGGUCCGAGCCCGGCACCGAGCCCCAGCCCCAGCCUCAGCCCGAGCCCGAAACAUUCGGACGGACGAAGAGCUAACAAACCACUAAUGGAAAAACGACGACGAGCAAGGAUCAACCAGUCCUUGGCGGCGCUGAAGGCGUUGAUCCUCGACAGCGCCCGCCUGGAGAACACGAAGCACAGCAAGCUCGAGAAAGCCGAUAUCCUGGAGCUUACGGUCAGGCACCUGCAGCGGCAAAGAUCGCUCGCUCAACCCGGCCUGUCCAGGUACAAAGCGGGAUACCAGGACUGCUCCAGAGAGGUGAGUCGCUAUCUCGAUGCGCCGGACAUCAUUACGGGCAACACAACGCCGAUGGACCCAGCGGUGAAGCAGCGGCUGCUUCGUCACCUCGACAGCUGCGUGUCCGAACUCGACCUGGACUUGGGCUCGCGGCCGGACAGCGGCCUGGGCAGCAGCCCGGGCAGCGUGACGGACCGCGCGGGGGCGACCAGCCCGGGCCCGCUGGACCACCACGUGCCGGUCGGGCCGCACUGCAGCGCCGCGCUCACGCCGGCCGGCCUGAUCAAGUCCGAGAUCCCGGAGAUGGUGGAGGCGGCACGUCCCGACAGCAGCACCACCGCUGGCGACGAGAACAACAACAGCAGCCGGCCAACGUCGGCCUUCAGCCAGGUGAACCCAGCGGCGUUGGAUCCGCACCAUCCGCAUCACCCGUCGGGCAUACCGGUCGACCAGGCCUCCACGUCGCAGCAGAAUCCCAACAUGCUCUCCGUGGUGCAAGUGAUACCCUCCCGACUGCCGGAUGGCCAGGUGGUCUUUCUGCUGCCGAGCCACUACGUGCAACUAGCGGCGGCCGCCGCGGCGAACGGCAUCAGCAUCGGGCCCAAUCCGCCAACGGCGAUCUGGGCGGCGACCAACAUGUCGUUGCUCAAGGCCACCGAUAAGCUGGCGAAGCGGCCACACGAGGACAUCGGUCAGGAGUGGCAAGAUCCCACCGGCGGUCUCAAGCCCAGCAAGAGCCCGAGGAUGGAGCAGCCGGAGCAACCGCUCGACUUCACCACCACGUCCAAGAAGAUGAAGACCGCCGGCGCGAGAAAUUCAACGCAUUCCGGCGCCGAUCAUCAUCAUCAUCUGCGGCAGCAACAGCAACAACAGCAACAGCAGCAAACCUCAGUCCGUUUGCCAACCGAGACCGGCGGUCCCAUCGUUCACGAGGACAGGCCGUCUAGUCACGCGGACAACGAAGUCGCCAUCGGCAUGCCGUCUCCGUCACCCAUCGGCCAGCAACCCGUAAAAGACGAGGAGGGCAUGUGGAGACCAUGGUAAAAAAGAUCCGAGGCUCUUUAUCUUUGUAAAUAGAUAUGUAUGGAGCGCGCGUACGAAACCGGAAGUUUGGCGUGCGCGGCUGCAAUCGUCGUCCGCUGCGAAAAUCUUCCUUACACAGAUUACUAUGAUUAAGUCGCGUAUACUUGGCACCGAGUAAUCGAUCUUGCCUGGUUAACAAAACUGACGAUUUUUAUAUAUAUAUAUAU